This is a messenger RNA of Porites lobata, 23398 nucleotides long. Lineage: Eukaryota; Metazoa; Cnidaria; Anthozoa; Scleractinia; Poritidae. The record is from the annotation of a GenBank genome assembly.
AUGAGUAAUAGGAAAUAUCCGAGGCCAGCGGACGGGUUAGUACGCGUUGAAUUGACAGAUUGCGAGUCAUGCUAGGCGGCCAUGUUUUUCAUUAAUAAACUGGGUAAAAGCCGUGACAAAGUUGAUCUCAGAGAGCUGUUCGUCCGGAGAUUUUGCCUCUUAGUCUAAGAAAACUUCAAAUAACUCUUUUUCUUUUCGUAGGUAUCAUGACCGGAGUCAGUAUCAUCCAUAUCAGGUAGGUAUUCAACCGAAAUCUUGGAGCAUGUGAAGUGGAUUUCUAAACUUCAUUUGGAGAAGUUUAAGAUUUACUUCUCAUAACGAAACCCUUUUCAUCGGUUUUCCUAAAGGAGGAUAUACUUGAUCCAUCAACCAGCAGAAUUAUAGGGACAAUCCCUUUUUGGUGUUUUGUCAUUGCAGACAACUUCCAAGUACUCGAAGAGUCAUUCCAACUGUAACUCAGAGAGCAGUCGAGAGAGAGACAGAUCGCCGGUCGGUUCUUCCAGUUCCCCUUACUCCCGCCAUUCAAACUUUUCUCCGCGUUCCCACCGGCCGAAACCCUACGGCCGAUCUCGAGAAAGCAGUAAAAGAGGUAAGUAUUUAACCACUGAAAUUUGGACUUUCUACACAGCAGCUUGCAAUACCCAAGAGUAUGAAAGGUCAAGUAAAGGUCGAAUAAAUAGUGUUUAUCACCGUAGACAGACGGUACCAAAAAAUAAGGCAAGUUAAAAGCAAGGAGAGGUUUACUACAGAGAGAAAUAACAUUGUCAACUCACACGAUUUCCGAAGUUUUCAACAUUAAUUAAAGGUCAAAAGACUGAAUUGAAAUUACACCCCAAGUGUUAAUAGGAACACCUGCAAGUCUAUUUCCUGGUCUUUGACUUUUUGGGUGUUGUGCCAUAUUGUAAACAUAAAACUUAAUUUAGGGAUCAAAAGUACCGUAAUUGGUUCACUGAGGGAAACAAUAAAGUCAAGACUGUCAGUAACUUAACCCUUUAAGUUCCUAAAGUGACCAACAUCAAUUUUCUACUGAUAAUAUCAUACAUCAUCAAGGUAAAAGGUUAAGAGAAUUUAUAAAGUGAUCUACUUGCUUUACUUGAGGAAAAUGCUUUGAUCUUUUAUCAAAUUCUCUCAAUUCUUUGAGGAGACCUGCCACUUGAGAUUUCAAGUUUCCAGGUAAAUUCAUCAAGUAGGGGAGACAAAAGAAAGAUGGACACAAGCUGUUAUAUGUUGUGAGGGCUAAAAAUAUUGUUGAAAAUGAUUUCAUUUGCUAGUGGUUGGUUUGAAAUAAAUGUCUAGGCAGGGAAUGCAUGUUACUAACAGCAUGUGCCAAGAGAAUAAGCAGGGCUUUUAAAAACAAAUUACAAAUCUCCACUGUGAAGUGCAUCUUCUGGACUUGACAAAGAGCUAGAAAUCACACUGUUUUUAUAAAUACAGAUGUGUCUCCAAAUCACUUUCUUUGCCCAAAGACAACAGCGAUGUCACUUUGUAUUUACUUGAAGUUUUGGAGCAGACUUUUAGUCAUGUGGUAGGCAAUGAAACAGAUCCAAGAAUCACAUUUCACCGAUGUUGCUGUUGCUCUAAUGUCACACAAAAACUUGGGAUUGAUGAAAUGGAAUUUUUCCCAGUUGUAGUUCUUACAAACCAUAUACGGCUUUUUGUGUUUUGAUGUUCAAUCUGUUAAGCUGCAGGUUUCGUACAUUUUUUGGAGUUAUUGAAUAUAGUAUUUUGAUACCCUGCGAGCAGCAGUUUCUUUCUAGUAUGACUUUUAGCAUUUGUAAAGUCAUUCGCAUGGCUUGUCAGUCAUGUAGUUGGUUUGUUUAUGCCCUGAGAGAAACCUCUGCAAGGAGCCAUCUGUGGUUUCCAUUGAGCAUGCAUUUUAGACACCUCCAUAAUCUUGAGGAAUUACUCUUUAAUACUGAACUUAAUACAACUGCUGCAGGAAUCAGAUGUCUCUUCAAAAAAAAGAAAUAAAAAUCAUUUGGACUUGUUUCACAACCUUCUGAACAGAUUUUGCAUCUCUUCAAGCAGGUGCAUAAAGGAUGGAUACAUGUUAAUUUCUGAAUGGUUUUCUUCCACCCACAUACAUGUAUGACCUUUUGUAACAAAGAUGACAAAAAUAGGAUGCCUAGAUGUCGAGACAAAUGGAACUCCAAAUUGGGAGAAACUAAAGGUGGAAAUACAAAACAUGCAGCAUGAUGCAAGGAAAAUGAUGUACAUGUAACUUUAUUAUUUGGGGUCUGAUAUUUAAUAAUUCCCUACAUUUGAAUUUAUUUUGUCAAUCAUCUGUCUUGGUCUGAGUGCAUAAGGGAUGGGCUCAGUAAAGUCAGUCACACUGAACUUGGUGCAAGUGCAAUCACAAAUUUUUUAGGUGCACUGUGAAAAAUCAGUUUGCAAAUGCGAACAGGUAGUUGCUAACUUUGAACCCUGCUAAACAAGCAUUACAACUUGCACACAGAAAUUUUUAUACCUCAAAUGUGUAGUAAUGAUCCUGGUUAGAUGGGAAGCAAUUUCUUUUGUUAAGGCGUAAUACACUUUCCUCACAUAGGAGUGUUUUCAUUUUUGCACAGAGAAUGCAUAAACCUACAAAAACGCUGUUUAGGAAACAAAAUGUAUUUAAACUCCGUUUUUAAGGGGUAGGUUUUUUUUUGUUGAACAAUUUCAACCAAUCAUAUUCAUAAGAGUUGCAAACAAUAGCCAAGACUAGUUAACAAUUUCACAUGUGCCUCAUAGAGGAUUUCUGUGUUACUCGGGACUCGACAAAAGGGCUGUCCGAUAGCCCAGGGCUGGUAAAACGACCUGUUGGGCAAGUGUCUUUUUAUUGCAGUUUGCCCGAUGGGCAAGCAACAUUUGUUGUCUUUUUUCACUUUUUUACCUCGUUAAGUUAAAAAAGAAUUGAGAAGUGUGUAACAAACAGUUGACUAGUGAAAAUCAAUGCUAAUAACAUUUUAAAAAUGUGGGAAUACAUCAAAGACGAACAAUAGAACUUGAAUUUGAGUUAUGCGUUCUGGGAAAUAACGUAAGUGGCCUUAAUUUUGCUUUCACCCUCCCUCCUACUCAAGUCUUUAAAUUUGCUGUUUGCUUUUAUUUUAUGAAGUUGUUAAAAAAGCCAGUCAGGAUCUGCCUCGUCAUUUAUAACCAUUUUGUUUCAUUUGCCUUGACUUUGUCUUUGCGUUAAUUAUUGUGAAUAAUUUGCUUUUUCCGCGAAACACAAACAUCCAAUUUUAAUUCUGCCAUCUGCGGUUUCCAUGUGAAAGUGAGUAGUUUCGCAUUUCUCAUACUCUUGAACAUGUAAAUUAUUUUCGAUCUAGUGGAUUUAUUUUAUGAUUUGAGGAAAAGUAUACAUAAUCAACUGCAUAAGCUGCUGUUUGCCGUGGAACGCUUAGUCUCCCUCACAGCCGUUUUUAGUGUUACACUAAAACAGCCACGAGGGAGACUAUCUGUGCGUAAUUUAAUCUCUAUCUUGAGACUCAGUCACAUGAUCUAAAAUUGUUACUUUUGUUGUAUAAACUUACAAGAUAUUUAGUACUGGUUUCAUUUCUCAAUCAAUCAUAACUUUCAUAACGAGCAUUAAAAUAAUAUAUUCUGCAACACUUACCGUCAGGAAAGAAUAGAAUUCAAUUACUUUUUGCUUCGUAGUAUGAUAUUAUUCUUGUCUUGUUUGAAUGAAAUAUUACCCUACAACAAUGUUUCAUUUGUUACUAAGUUAUUUGCAAUUUUGUUCUUCAAAAAGUAAGUGAUUUGAUUUAUUUUUCACGGCAAUAGACAAAAAACUCUCUGACACAUUCAUUCAUUCAUUCUUUUUUUUUUUCGUACUUUUUUUUGACAACAUAUUUCAUCAUGUUUGGAAAAGUCACGGACCAGGAACCACAUACUGUACUGUGUUAUUUUGUAUAACAAUUCUCAUGAAGCGAGUUUAUAAAUUUUUAGCCUGCGCAGCACACGCCAGUGGCAUGACAAUCGCUAAGCAAGGUGUGAUCUUGCUUUAAUUUAGUCACAAACAUCUCUCUCUCCAUCGGUUUGGGCAAACCCAGUUGCCUAGCAACAAGGCAGCGUGUAAACAAAACCAUCAUAAACCUGGCCAGGUUGCUUUAGCGGCAGUUUAAUAGGUCAGGAAAUGCUUUUAGCAGUAAAUUUUGAAGGUAGAAGUACCUUUUCAGAAAAUCGAUGUGAUUUGGACUAUUGGCUUUAAAAGUAAGCUUACGUUUUGCGUCCAACUUCGCAGACGAGUUGUACCGGCUUUCUUGGGCACAUGUUUUUUCAUUGCCAUGAAAUACAUUUACUUUGUUUUUUUUACUGUCAAUAGCCCAGUUAUUUUCCUGAAAUAUACCUUUGAAUUCGUGUUUAAUACGGCUGGAUCUGCUUUAAACAGCGUUUGCCGAUGGAAGUUCCGUGGAAAAGGCAUUAAGACUUUUCACUUCACUUAUAUAAUCAUCCUUAGUAGUUUAGUGGUAAGGUGAAGUCACGUUAAGCCGAAGGUGUGGGGCUCGAACCGUUCAUAGUACCUUUUCUUUUUUUUUCAUUGUUGUUUUGUUUUGUUUGCUUAUUUGUUUUGUUGUUGUUGUUUUUUUAAUAUAUAUAUUUUCUUUUCCCUAUUGGCUUCAUUUACUUUCUUUCUACUUCUUGCCCUUAACCUCUGCUUCACAUAUUUGUAGUUAAAUUUGAUUAUUUUCAAUCAUCAAUUUACUCUCAGGCUAGUUCUUCAGAGCUCCGGGCGAGUAAACUAAAGUAGUACCUUUUUUUUUCGUUGUCAUCUUACCCUGGUUACUUAGACUCAAACAAGGUUUUGUUGUGAAGAAGUUGGUCAGAAAACGGGAUUUUUAUACAUGCUGCUUUGCCAAGAUUUCGUAAAAUUUGCAGUUCAAACCAAUCAGAAGUAUAGUAGAGGCAAUAGUGAAUUUAGCACCUUUUUGCUUUCUCACAUGUUCAUUGCAUUUGUUCUUUCCUUCUUAUCUGGACCAUUAGUUAAAAAUUUGUAAUUUUGAAAGUAGGAAAAACUAGCCUGAUAUCAAAAGGUUUACAUAACUGAUUAGCAAGUUAACAUAUCUGUUACAGGUCAAGAGUAUACCCGGGUAACAUUUUUUAACCUAGGUUGAUUGUCAAUUUCCUUUGUCUCCUAGGCCUCAAUAUUGAAUAUUGAGGCCUAGGAGACAAAGGAAAUUGAGAGGCAACCUAGGUUAAAAAUUUUUAAGCUGAAUAAAUUUUGAGCUGCAACAUGUCCUUCUCUUUACUAUGACAAGAGGUGCCCAAUGUAAGGGAUCUUGCAAUAGAACUCAAAUGUUUCCUAAGGCUUGAUUCAAGAAUCGGUGUGUUAUUUAGCUCUUGAAUGACGUCUGAAUAUAUUUGAAAAUAUUUUUGUGGAUGAGUUCUUUGGGAAGAAGUUCUUCCUUAGAAUGACAGACAAUUUUGAAGGUCUGUGUGGAACUUCAUCCUAGUGUUGUUUGUGGAAAAAGUUCUAUCAGUCCAGGUUUUGAUUGCUGCCAAUUUGUUGUUGAAAUGGGAGAAACAUAAAUAACCUGUGAGAGAAUGUGAAUGUAGUUUCUUGAAACUGUGGUCUUGUGACUGAAGACCACAGUAACUUAGGGAAAUUAAUCUGAUUUGGAUAUAUCGAAAGUGCAGUUAUAUGUAUAAUCUAUUUUAAUAGGUUCUAGCAAGUCUCCAACUGAUGCACUCAGUCAUCAUGCCCUUCCUAAUAGCAACUCACAUGGCAGCAGUGAUCGCCAUAGUAAACCCAAUCACAUCAACAAUGAUGAGGUAAGUUACCAUAUUCACUUGAAGGAUGGCUGUGAUGUUUUUGUUUUGUUUUGUUUUUUUUAACAGCUCUAUUGGGUUUCAUUACCUUAUACAUAAUUAGUUACAUAGAAACUCUUUAAAAAAGAAAUAAAAAAUGAGAAUAAAAGGAAAAAAAGGUAUUAUACCCAAAGGGGCAAGGACAAACGAGACCAUAAGGACCCAUACAAGGUACUGCCCAAAAAGAUAGUAAAAAGAAAGAAGCUGGAAAUGACACAAUUAUAUCAGCGUACAUGUAUAGAAAUAGCAUAACGUGCACGAUCUUACAAGUGACCAAGUGCAUGGGCACCCCAUGUCAAUUAAUGUUUUUUGCAAAAGACUUGUCAGAGUUUUUAGGCACAAAUUUACAAGUGAAGUUUCUUAAUUUGACUAUCCUAUUAAAGUAAGAGACCUGAAAUGUGGAAGUUGUGCAAAACAAACUUUCAAGUUGAAAGAUUGCUUUGCUAGUAUGGCCAUGAGUUACCAAAAAAGCAAAGUCAGGGCUGUAGCUAGCAUGAGGCAAGACGAGGCAACUGCCUCGUCUUGAUUUUCUAACUGUUAAGGGAGAAGUCUACUACUCUUAAUCGUGAAAGUUAGUGACUUCUUAGUCCUACAAGUAUAAGAGAUGGCAGUAUUUUGACAUGGCUGUCUCAAAGUUGAAGAACAUAAGCAAGAGUGUAUCAAAACAGAUAAUUGAUAAGUGAGCGUGAUUCUGUAUAUCAUCUAAGAACUAACUGCAAAAAAAGUGUUACCUAAGACUAAUUAUCUACAGUAUAAAAUCCAUAAACGUUGGCUACUCUCAUGGAUUCUUUUUAUUGUUAUAAUACGUGCUACAACAUUUGAAUGCUUUAAAAUGCAGAUGGUCAUUAACUUGGCACCAGUGUCGCUAAGCAAUAAAAAAGUGAACUUCUACACUUGCCCAAGAUUGACUUUUGUGAAGAAAAAUGCCACACAAAAUGCUUACAAGAGCAUUUCUGAGCCCCUAGAUUUCAAAAUUUUCAGGGGGGGCAUGCCCCCAGACCCCUUAGCGGCUUGCGCUUUUGGUGCUUGAAACUUUCCUCGUCUUAUUCUGAAGUCUGGCUAUGGCCCUGAAAGUUAUGUAGAUUUAGAUCUGUUUGCCCGCACAAACAUUUGUAGAAAAUAUCUCAUUAAGCUCUCUAUCAAAUAAUAAUGGUAACAUGUCCAGUGUAGUACAUGUAAGUCUUUCCUUGUAAGACAUUUCUCUGAUAUAAGACCGCAAAAUCCAUUGUGUGGUUCCUUGAAAGCCCCAAUCAGUUAUUGACUUCCUAGGGCUCUCCUGGCUUACAAAUCUACUUUUAUACAUACAGUGCCUUUUAAAACUAAGAUGACAGUCUUUUUGGAGUCUUGGUCCUGAACAAACCAUAAUUCUCACAGGAAUUGACUGUUGAGAAUUGAGUGUCAAUAAUCCAUCUUUGCAAAAUUGAGUCUUAAAUCUCAAAUCAAUUCAUGCAAAGGAUAAAGUAUCAACUGUCAACUUACUUUUGAACUGUACAUUUACACUGUUAUAUGUUUGUGUCUGCUGUGCAUGUGAAAGCAUAAACUACAUUCCAGGGCUGCAAGUGUUGCAUGUUAGUUUCAGAUCAUCUUUUUUAUUGUUCUGGGGGGGCCAAUUUUUGGAAGAUCAAAUGGCACUAAUCCGGGGUUAAAACUUUUUAUUCCGUUUAUUUUUCUUUUGUUCCAAAGCAUUUUCUCGGAUACAUACAUACAUACAUACAUAACCUUUAUUAAAGUGUCUUGUCGUUCUAGUGCCUAUUGGCACUAAUUGGGGACACCUUUAAAACUAAAUUACAUCAUUAAUAGAAACUAAUUAAGUACUAUAAAAGCCGGAAAUUGACACUAUUCAAGCUAAGUGCUCUUUUACACUCUAAAAACUAAGUUCUAGAUUUAACACUUGAAUAAAAAACUAAAUUUACAAUAUAAAAACUUAGCUCGGACACUAAAAUGAAUAAGUAAAUAUCGUCGUCCUCUUAAUCUAAGCAUAAGCGGCAUUCACUCCCACAUCCCUCAAGAAAUGAUGUUACAUCCUUCUUACGUAUCAUUGUCCUAAAAGUUGCCAAAGUUGCAAUAUUUCUCUCCUCCUUGCUUAGUUUAGACCAUAAUUGUGGUCCGAGAAAUCUGAGAGAAUGUUUUCCAUAAGUAACAGUUUUAAACCGAGGUAAGACAAAAUCUGCAUUUCUUAGGUUAUAUCUCUUACUAUUAAUAUUCUCCUCGUUGAUAUUAAAAAUAUCCGCAAUUUGGUUCACUGUUAAUUUGUUUUUUACUUUAAACAUCAAAAUGAGUAUAUCCUGCAACCUCCUAUUUUGUAAAGUAGUCAACUUAGCUCUUUUCAGCAAGGUGUCAUAACUUUCGGUAGUAGUAUUAUACACUAAUCUUAAGGCUCUUUCUUGUAGACGCUCCAAUUUACGACUAUCAGAUGCCGUGCAAAAAUGCCACACUAGGUGGCAAUAAGUAAGGUGUGGCAUAAUAGCUGAUUUGUACAAAAGUAACUUGGCAUUUACUGGCAUAAGAUUUUUAAGCCUUCUUAAUAUUCCGAUCAUCCCGCCAACUUUCUUACACACACUACGUAAACGAUAAUUUUCUCCAUUCUGUUUAGAGCAUCCAACCAUCAAAUUGCGGGCAAAAAGAACUUAAUUUAAUUUUUAUCUUUUUAAGCGUUCAUAUUGCAAUUCAAAUUUUGCACUUUCCUUGGGUUGUCUUAACCCCAUCCCUGUUUGUUUUGCAGGUUUUUCCUUGGUCUCAACACACCAGUUCUUCCGGAAAGGUGUAUUAUUACAACUGUAAAACAGAAAAAUCCCAGUGGGAGAAACCAAGGGAAUGGAUGGAAAGGUAACAUAUGCAAGAUACUCCUAAUAGUACUCUACAUGUAGGUGCCAGUGCUUUCUUUUCCAAUAAAAUUCCUGGUUGUAAGAGCUUCCCAUCUUGCUUUCAUGCAAGGUGCGGAUCUUAUAUCUCACCAAACCGGUUUUGGGGCUGAUGUGCAUGUUUGUUUUCAAUAAGUCCGACAGGUGACCAGAUUUCCCAUUCUAGAGCCUCUUGUUGAAGGGGGGAUCUAUUUUGUGUGCCUCCUACAUGCUUUAGCAAAAGUUUUGUGUUUUGGGAAAGAACACAGCUCUUCUCUUCUUCUUCUUUUUCUUCUUUUUUUUUAACUCAUACCCAAGGCUGUGCUCUAACGGCACCUGGUCGCUUAGGCGACUAACAUUUAGCUUCGGGCGUCUGAAAAAAAAUUCCCGACCGCCCUGCCGGGCACUCUCGCUUGUAGCGCAGUGUUCAGUUAAGGGGGCAGAAAAAUUAAACAUACUAGUGUUGGCUUGUUGAGUCAGAGUUUACUAAACCCUACAGAAAAUGUUUUUAGGAAUAUUGAACGAAAAUAACGGGCGCGCGUCAAUGUUCAAAGGUCGAUCUGCAUGAUUUCACAUGUAACAUAAUGCAUCACUUUGAACGUGACAAGCGGCACGGAUUGAUUUGUACUGCAACUUAAAAUAGUUUCAGAAUUUUUUCUUUCAGAUAGAAUGGUUUAUUAGGUACAGUCUUUAGGAGAAACUGUUAAUACUUUUCUGACAAGCUUAGAGCGCGGUUGGUGACAUGGAAUAAUUUAUUUUUGCAUGAAACGGAAGUUGCUGUAUUGACCAGUAUGCAAAUUUAAUAUUUUUAUGGUUUUUGGCUGUUGUGUCUGCUUGGCUAAAACAUAACUUAUGAUCGUUUUCUUCCCUUUGCAUAAGAUAACGAAAUAUGAAAAGAAAAGAUAUGAUCGUUCUGAUCGUUUUUAUUGUUGUUUAAGAAACAGGGCAGUUCCACAUUGUCUUGGCAUUGUACGUAUCGAAAACUAAAUUCGCACGCAUGCAUAUAUAGGGUAAAUUUAGCGGCCAAAAAAAAAAAUUAAAAACACGGAAAGAAGAGCUGGUUUACGCUUCGACCGUGUCCACGAAAAGCUCAAUUAUCCUAAAAGAUUCACUGAUAAUAUAGAAAAGAAAAUUAAAGAUGACUUAUUUUUUAUUAAAACAAUAGGUUUGGGGCCACAGCGGUUUCACUGUUUCGCGAAAUUUUUCACGGGAACUUGAGUUCGCCUGCCGUGUAAACUCCGUAAACUGCCGCAUUUUGAAGAUUUAUUUUCAAGUUUAAUAUUACUGGUAAAAAAGCAUAGUUUUCCCAUGUUUGACCCAAACAUCUUAAUGAAGUUUACGUAAACCUGCUGAAAUUUUUGCUUUUCCCUCUUUAAAACUAGAACAAUUCGGUGGCAUUGCUAACGUUUUUGGCUUUAAAUCUGAAUGGCAUGAAAACUUUGAUGGGUUUCAUAAGACAACAUGCUGGUUUUUGUCCCACUCAAAAGCUAAAAUUACCAAGUUUGGUGAUAAGCAGGCCAGUAAGGUUCGUGUGCGUACAAAAUACUUCUUCAUCAGAUCUACUCAAGUGGCCAACUUGGAGGCCAGGGAACCCCAGCUGGAAUGGUUGGGAACCCAAAGGGCUCCCUGAAAUUUUUCUUAGAGCACAGCCUUGAUACCCCCUUCGUGCCAAAGCUUCAUUAUGCAUAAGAACUGUUUUCCUUAAUGGACACAGUGAAAACAUACAUGCUGUAGUUGCCUACUUACUUAUAUUGAUUGCAAAUUUAGUUAAGCUUUUAUAAACACAAGUUGACCAGGAGGUCAUAAGUUGUGAAAUAAAGGUAUCUUUCUUGUACCAAAAUCAUGGUUUUACAAGAGCAGCUUAGGGUUUUUCGGGUGUAAAUGGGCUGACAAAGUAGUGCUUAACUGAUUGCUUGAGAAGAUAAGAGAGGAAGCUCAUCAAUAAAGGCUUUUUGUGAUUGCUCAGUAAUGAAACACACCCUAUUUCAUUACCUUGACCCUUCAAUUAGAGAGAGAAGAGAGAAAGAGAGAAAGGAAAAGGAAAAACGGGACCUUUUUGGAAUCAAAGAUGGAAGAGACUCUAGUAUCCACAUCCACCGAGAGCAGCAUGCUUCUUCAAAGCAAAGCAAAUGUGAGUAUCAAUAACAAUAAAUUUAAAAAGUUGUGUCUAUAACUGUGAUUAUACUCUUAUAUAGAAAAUAUAUAGCUACCCGGAUUUUUGAAAACUUUUGCAUCCAACAGUUUCUUUUCUUUUCUUUUUUUUUUCGGCCAAAAUAGCCAUUAUAAAAACUAAGAGUGCACUCAUUUGUUCUUUCUCUUCUCCUCAUUUCUUUCUCCUCACUCUUUAUUUCUCUCCUUUCCGUUUCCUUCAUUAGUGUGAUUUUGGAGCCUUAUUGGGCCCAAAAAAACCUGCCCUUUGAUGCCUUUUCACUCAAAUGAUAGGCAGCAAAGUUUGUUUGGAUAUAAUUAUUUGAUUUUUUAUACUCCACUUUGAGGCAGGUGAGACAUAACUUACAAGCUACCAAAUAUGUUUGUUGUACAGUUCGGGAUAGUCUACCAUAAACUCAUAGUACCUCCAAUGUUACUGGCUCAUCACCCUGCAACACAGAUACAAACACACAAAGCCUUAAAGAUACGUAUGCUGCUCAGACCACUUCCUUUGCUCUACAAAACAGUUAGGUUACUAAUAAUUGGCAAGGCACUGUUGUGUUAACCAUGCAGCCUUGAACUUUCUGAAUGUUAUGUGUGCCAAAGUUAAGAACUUGUUUUUAAACCUCUCAGGUUGAUUUGGUUCUUGGAAAUGACAAUUUGUUUGUUAACUCGCAUUAUUAUAUGUAUACAGUGUUCUACUCAAUCGUAGGUAUUUUCAGUACCAUUGCUUUUUGAGUUGGGUCCAUAAAGGAGAGCUUUUCUUGUGGAAAAGUGAACAACAGUGAUUGUCUCAAUAUGUAUCUAAUGAACCCAAUCCUACACAGAAAGUGCUUUGUGUGGUAUUUAUGCACCCAUUGUUUUUGUAUCAGAAAUCUCAAUUGUUUGCUGGGGCGCACCCUCAUUUUUUCGAUUUCUGAUAUGUUAACAACAGGUAUGUAAAUACCCUACGUAGACACUUUCCUUGAAGUACUCCAUAUUUCUCAACUAACACUGAACUUCCCUUUUGGCGUGGUAAAUUAAUAUUAAAUUAGACUGUUUGUUAAGGAAAAGAAAAUAUGUGAUGUGCGUAAUAGUAAGCUUAAAAUGUUUUUAAGGCAUGAUCCUCUAACACACAUUUUUAAAGUCUGAGACAAUAAUAUUAUUUAUCUGUCCAUGCUCCACUUACAGUACCAUUCAAAAGUAAGUUGACAGUCCAUUGCGAGUCUCAAUUCGCGAUUCUCGAUUCCUUCGCUAAUCGAGAAUUGAGAAUCAAGAACAAGCUAUCGAGAAUCAAGUCGAGGAUAGAAUGUCGUAGAACAGGAAACAAAAGAUUCACCCAUGGCUGAUAUUUUACAAAGACAUACAGCUGCAACACAACAUGGCAUGGUUAUAUUCGGGCAGGCGACUGUCUGCUCGAAAAAAGACCAAUUCAAGUUAUAAAGCAAAUGUUUCUUCAAGGAUAUCUGUAUCGAGCUUCAUUUCCUCAAGUAAAGUUUCAAAUGCCUGCUCCAAAUGCAAGCAAACAGUGUGUACUCGUCUACAAGCAACAGUAUGUUUAUUUUGUAAUGUCAAACGAUUCUGGGCUUAUCUGCCACUUGGCUUGAUAAAGAUCAGUUGUAACAUACACGUCCGUCCAUAACAUGGAUAGUCUUUUGCCCUGAAAUUGCAUUCGUGAUCCUCAAAUCCUUUUGAGAAACAAUGGUUAUAAUUGUACUGGGAAAUUUAGCAUGUUCUUGAAAGUUUGAGGCCUUUGAAGUAAUCUCAUAAAAUCCGCGAUGGAACAUGAUAUGCUUAACUUUUUUGUUGCCUAGCAUGUGACUGCUAGUACCGACUACUGUGAUAAAAAAUUGCUUGAUGUUAAUUUCAAAAGCGGUCUGUAUUGCACGAGACAAAAUAUUGUUUUCAAAGCUCUUAGACGUUUCUGAAGUUUUCUGAAGCUUUACACAUAUAUUCAAAUUGAAAGUUUUAUGUACGCAAUCACGUCUCAUAAAAAGCAAAGGGCAAAAUAUCAAACAGAGAUGCUAUCGCGUAUCUCGAAAACAGCAAUUCUGGUCAAGAGGUCAAACUAUAAGUAAAGUUUCCAGCGAAAAAAACACCCUCGGACUGUAGACACCGAUAAUCAGACAUUCAACUUCAAUAAUACCGAUGGACAUUCACAAAGAGGCAAUCGAAAAAAUAUAGGCAAGUAAAAUUCAAAAGCAACGAGAAGCACCUUGAGUCUUUGUGUACUCAUUGUCGCGCAUUUAACAUUAUUUUAUUUACACAAGCUUCCUUUUGCCUUUAUUUGGAUUUUACAGAUAAAAAGUCAUGGAUUGCUUUUCAAGUUCAACUAUUACUGACAACAUCUGCUAUUUAAAUGAUGAAAAAUUCCGUUCGCACAUUUUUGAGAUUUCGACAUAGAGUCACCUGGCUGUGCCAUGUGAGUAAAUGCAAAUGUCAACUACUACUGUAUAAUUUGCGUAGUUCAGGAAUUUCUCGCAAGAAUCAGAAGCUAAGUAGACUUUGUUAUUUAAUAGAGUAGAAAGAUUUUUUUUGAUGUGAGAAAAGUUAGAAGAUUGCUCAAAACUUGAGCAAAGGUUGUAGAUUCUCGCAGCAAUCGAGUAUCGAGAGUAGAGAGCAAAGUACUCAAAACCCUUCACAUGUAUAAUCAACUAUAUACAAAGACCAUUCAGGUUUGAUGAGUCUUGCAGGAAUCUAGAAUCGAGAUGCAACAAUCGAGAAUCAAAUCUCGAUUCUCGCGAGGAUCGAGUAGCAAGUGUCAACUUACUUUUGAAUGGUAUUGUACUGUAAUCACCCAUAAUGAUUGUCACUUAUUUUAUUCUCCUCCCAGUACCCAUGUAGUUUCAAUCUAUCUGGAGAGAACUAAGCAUUUUAGAUUUAAGUACAAGUACAAGAAUGACUACAACUACACCACUUUCUGAAAUAACUGUAAUUUUACACCAGUCACAUGCCAGAAAUUAAACACUCCUUGCUGUUGCUUGUAUUAGAAAGGAGACUUAAGGUACAUGUAUGUGAUUGUUUUGUUUGAUGAUCAGAAGUUACUCUCAAACUAAACUUAAAGAGUCAUACACACACUCAAAUCUUAAAGUUGCAAUAAUAUGGCUCAAAUCAUUUCAGACAUAUCUCCUUCAAAGAGUGCUCACCGAGAUUAUCACAGCUGCCUUGAAAAACGAGAAAGUAGCCAUGGUAAUCAUACUGAAUCUAGGAAUGUGUCCACUGAUCACCGAAAAGAUAUGCAAAGACUUAGUGAAAGUGACAGAGAAAGACAGGUGGUCAAAACUUGUUCAGUGCAUACCACAGCUCUUCCCACUGUGGUGUAUAGGUAAGUGUAUAUCAUGAUGUACCCUUUCUCUCUUACCUCAAAACACCCUAAAUCGAUCUCUUUGCUGACCUAUCAACACUGAAAUUUUUUUCUGAGGAAAAAAGUAAUAUAGAUUUUUCUCAUAGGACACAAUACCAAUCUUAUCUGAGCUUUUAUUACUUAGCAGGCCAUCUGAUAUUACCCGAUGGUGCGAUUUCGCACAAUUGAUCUCAAAUCGCAUCCGGUCGCACAAUUUGAGGAAAAUCGCUUAAUUCGUUAAAAAAAAUGCUAAAUUCAAGUAAAGUAAACAAUGAAUUCUAACUUUAAUUAAACGUUUUCCCAAUCGUAAUGUUAGUUAAGGUGAUUUACCUCUAAAGAAAGCCUUGCAAGGCAUCCGAAACCUUUGAUAGUGGUAUCUGGGCAGCAUUUUGAUUUCAGAGACAAGCAGUGUGGUCAGCUGUGUAAUGGCAUCAUGUAAUAUUAAGCAAGUUUUGUUUUUCUCUUCCAGGUCAAAAUAAUCGGACAAAUUUAAAUAUUUUGCUUUAAAAUAGAUGUUUUAUUAUUCCUUUACAUUCAAAUUGCCUAUUAAACAACAUUAAAGUGGUUUUUCUUCUUUCAAACUUAGUAAAACAAUGUAAAUUAGCCCUGUAAAAAUCGUGUAAUUUAUCGCAUAAUAGUCCUAUCUUAUGGCACAAUCUACCCUGAAAAUAUCGCACAAUUUCUGAUUUUUUAUCGCACCCUGUCAAAUGGCCUGACUUAGUGCUUUGAAAGCAUGAUUGGAAUAAUUUUGGAAGUUUAAAUUAUUUGGUGACACCUUUGCUUAAGAUCCCUUUUUGUUCAGGAAUUACUGUUCAAAUUGCAUAACUUUGAACAAGUUUGUCAAAAAUUACUCAGACCCCAGUGAUCUGUUAAAAAACUGAUGACCUCUGCUUGAUUACCCAUUUAUGUGGUUUAGGGGUGAACUUGAUAACCAAUCACUUCUACUCAUCAUUAACGUUUGUUCUGCGGGUUUAUUGUUCAGGCAACAUCAGCAUUUUUUGAAUAUUUUGUCCAUAGGUAGUUUUACACUGAAACUGUCUCCUUGUGUUUUGCCCUCUACAUCAUCACCUUAGUGUGACAAUAAUAUUUUGUCCCUUGUUGGCUGUUCUGCCCUACUUUACCAACUCACUACUCUGACUCUCUGUCUCCAAGGAAACACAAAACUGUUUUAUUUUUGGACAAAGCAAUUGUGAUGUUAUAGUGACAGGUAUUGAUGUUGCUGCUAUUUUUUUGUUUUCUGUAAGGACUGUCCCUGUUGCCGCAAAUGUUAGAGGGGAAACAGUGGGUAAGUUUAGUGGACCAUAGUAGACAGUUUCACUUAACCCUUUUGUUCGCAAUUGUACAAAUUCGUUGGAUCAGAAGGGGUCUGCAGAAAAAUGGUCAGCAUGCAUUUGCGUGAGUCCUGGGCAGCCUGAGGUGACUCGAUCAAGAAAGAGAACAACAUGGGCGACAUUUUGUGUCUGUAUGAUCAAUUUUGGUCAAAUUUUUGAUAUUUUAUUGACCUCAGCAACACACGAAUCAAAUAAUGGCGACGGAAGACGAAGAUCUUUCAGCUUCGGUUAUAUUUUGGGGGAUUUUUCUCGGUAAUGGUCGUGUUUUUUUGAUGAGUUCUUCAGCAAACUAUGAGGCUUAAGAUUCAAACAGUUGAACUUUUAAGUGUGUGGUGCUGUUGAGGAAAGGUGCUGGAUUUAUAGGCUUGUAAGGUAACUCCAAGCAAAAUUUGUCAUUUUACAAAGAAACAUAUGCAAAUAGCGCCAUUUUUAAUCGACCAGUCAAAGGUUUUAGCCAUUCUUUCAUAGUUUGAACACUGUUUAUUCUGCUUUCUUGGUUUCAAAAUAAAGCUUGUGUGACAUUGUCUGCUUGUGUGACAUUGUAUGUGUUGUCCGCGAGUGUUCUCACAUAGUGGGUGGCUCGUCCUAAAAUGUUCCGCAAUUGGUAUAGGAUUUAAUGGAGCCGAAACGAAUUGUGGAAUUGCACGCAUUUUAGGCAUCCUACUGAUGAACGGUUGGGACACAUAGAUACAUUUUUUAGCAACUACUAUAAUUUGCAGUCUGUCUACUUUGAAUUGGAUCGAUCUUUCUUACUGGCUUUGAUAUAUGUUGCUGUGUGGAGCAAUCAUACGGUGAUAAACUUUAAAGGCAACUAUUUUGAGACAUAUUUUUGUCAAGUUUUUAUUUUAAAAAAAAGUCUCAAAAAUAGGAUAUUUGGUUUUCUGGUACCAAAUGCAUGGUAGCUUCAAAUUAAUGUAUCCCCAAACAGUCUGCAUCAAUUUUUGACAUCAUACUAUCAAGAUCGAUGCCAAGAAAUUAAUUUUUUGUUGGUAGUAUUUUUAACAGCCUUUUCCUUCCCAUGAACUUGUGAACGAAAGGGUUAAUGAAUAAGAAGCUUCUAUUAUUGUGUCAAUUGUCUGUGAGAGUAUGGGCGAUGGAAAUGGUGUGCUAAAAUGUGACUCAUUACAUCACUUGCCUUAAUUUUGUACACUGUCACUAAAACUGAAUAAUUAUGUAAUGGUUGUGCUUGAAACAAACCAUUUUUUUUUAUGUGCCUUUGUUUCAGUUUCCCCUGCAGGAAGUUUACAAGAUGUUUCACCACCAACCACACCAUCUUCACGACCCAACUUCUAUGACCACUCUUCCCAUACCCCAUCACCAAAUGUAGUAACUGCAGUAUCACCACAAGUUUCACAGCACCAUGGAGGCCCUUCACCUCAUGGUCACUUUCCUCAAACUGUAGCCCAGUUCCCUUCAAGACAUGCAGUGUCUCUAGCUCAGAAUUUAUUUCCCCAAGUCCCAGUAUCUUCUGUUCCACAAGCAUCACAGCAGUAUCCUUUUGCACAGCAACAAUAUGGAAUUGCACAACAAGGAGCACAGCCUCAAAUGAAUGAUUAUAGACAGUAUCCUCAUGUUAAUUGUAGUGGGCCACUUCAAGUGUCUCACCAAGGCAGUGCUGCAACAGUACCUCUUGCAAUACAGACACCCUCACCACAGCCAACAAAGUUUAAUGCUCAAGUAUCUCCUCAGCCCGUUCUUCAUCCACUUCAGCAGGCAACACUAGUGCUACAACAACGAAAGAUGUCAGAGGUUUGUUAUUUUUUAUUGGGCUCUUCUUAAGUAGUGACUUAACCUUAUCAGCUGGCAUGUGUUGGUUUAAUGAAUAAAAUUAUAUGAAUUCAUAUACCUGUCUGGAUUUGCAAAAACAUGGCUACAGAAAUUUCUCUUAUAUACCCUCUGACUGAGCCUUGUAGUGGAGCUUUUUUUUUUCAUAGUUACUUUUAAUUUAUUUGAUCAGUACCGGAUAGGCCACAGUAGAUAGACUUUGAUGAGUUUCUCGUGGGUUUUUAACCUAUUACCCACCCCCCCCCCAAUAAAAAUGUUUUUCAUAACUUCCCAUAAUUCUCUCUGUAUGUCAGUUUGAAAUCAGCGCACGUAUUAGACUGAACUCGGCUCUCAUAGUUGGUUGUCGUUUAUUUUUUUUUUGGCUGCCUUGACCAAAGUUUUCUGGAAGGCAUCAUUAAGCCUUAUGAAGGAACAAUUCUCACGUCUGGCAAAGUCUGCUGCGUCCAGUAUCAUCUGGUAUUUCGUCUCAUUUCGGGCGAAAGACUGAUCCUGGGCUUGAGAGGGAAAGAUUGGAUAUUGCAAGCUUUGUUGUUGGCAGUAACAAGUCUUUGGUCGCACAAAGUAGGUCCUAAGAUCUAUUAGGCAAGAUGGAAAUUCAUGCUGAUUUCUGACCAGGCCAAAGACUUAGUAAAAAAUUGUGUGGAAGGCGAGGGCUGUAUGUCUCCUUUUCAACCGCUGGUUUACAUCCGGGAUCUUGAAUAAAUAGACUGUCAGUGAGUCGAGAAAAGUUCCAUGUGACGGUUUAUGUGGAGAAAGCAAGAGUUUUAUGGAGUAAUUUGACAAUGUUUCGCCAGUGUUAAGUGUGGAAGUAUUAUGAGUGCUUUUCAGAGAUGUUUUGAUUGCCGCAAAACUCAUUUAUUGUGAGAUUUACCGAAAGUGUUGACUCAGACAAAUGUCAGGUAUGUGCAGUUGAGCUUGUGUUACCAGAAUACUUUGUGCCAAGCAUAAAAAUACUUCGUGAGUGUUCAGUUUAGGUGAUUUUUUCUUAGAAAGCCUAUUCUGUGCUCAAAGAUUGUGGAUUCUUAACCUGUUUUCGGCCGACACUGAGCUGUGGGCCUCCCCGUUUGACUGACUAAAAGAAUACAAUUUCUGGACAUUUCAAAUGUUGUUUAUUUCAUCGCAAAAUCCUGGUACUUCUACGAGAGAACUUUACCGUCUAUUGCCAGCAAUAAUGCUGUCAUUGUUUAGCUUCAGUUAGUGACUUUUAACUGCUUCCCAUUCCACUUAGAUGUCAAAUAGUUAAAAUGCACUUGAAAUUUCUUUAGCCAUGUUUUAACAAAUCCAGACAGAUAUGAAUUAAAUUAUUCUUCACUCCAUUGCAUCUCUUCUGGGCAUAUUACUAACCAAUCUAAUGACCAGCUCCAAGGUGGCUUGCUAGCUCAAUUUAUUGGUUACAGUGCUGCACCUGCAUCACAGAGGUCAGGGUUCAAAUCCCAGCAAGCCUGAAUUUCUUUUUCAGGGUUUCAUUUUGCAACUGCAUAACUUGCAUCUUAAACUGGGAUAAUCUUCUUUGCAUUUAUUUAAUCAUUCUGCAGUUCCAAAAUUUGAAAUUCAUAUAAAAAUUAUUCAUUAUUUCACAGGUUUGACUGAAAAUGUCAUCCUUUCCUAGUCCCUAGCCUAUGUGACAUUUUCUUAGAUAUUUUGUAAUAAGGCGUAGUUCCCAAAAAAUAUCCAUACUCCCCCCCACCCCCCUGGAAUUUCCAUAAUUUUCCAACUUGGUUCAGUACCCCUGGAAAGAACAUUUCUGUCAAAAAUGCCGUUGCAGUAUACUUUGAUGUGAAAUAUAAUAACAUAUUAGGGCCAUUUAUACAAGGAAAAAUAAGACGCAUCUUACAUAAGACACGUCUUAAAUAAGACGCGAACUUUCUGUAUAAACGGCACAUUUCGUCUAAAAUAAGACGCGACUUAGCUAAGACGCGUCUUAUUAGAUAAGACAUGCUCGUAUAAAUGGUACAGUUCGCGUCUUAUUUUUCCUCAUAUAAAUGGCCCUAUUGUUUCUGCGAUAAACAGAGAAAACAUCAUUUUAUUUGUGUUAAUACAGUGUCAAAUAAUCUCAACUUUGCCUUUUAGAGGUCUUUCUCAGUUAAUUUUUUUACGGCAGGCCACUGAGAACAAUCGAGGCGAUACGGCCGUACAUGAUACAAGUGAUGCGAUCUCUCAAACCAGUGAAUUUCCAUUACUUCCUUUCAGUUAAAAACAUGUUGGAAGAAGGCUUAUUAGAACAUGACCACAUUACAUUGAAUACCACAAUGUAUUGUGUAACAAAGCAACUGAUAGAUAACCAGCAGAUUAUUCAUGAGUUUACGACAAUCAUGUUACAUAAACUAUUGUGUAAGCAGUGAAAGAAGCACUCAGCCGACUGGAAAAAACGAUCAUCGAUGAAAACAAUAGUUGUUGGUUUGAAACACCAAUUAACAGUAAAAUAACUGAUAGCUUGCUUAUUAAUCUUACUCGGAGCCCCCGGAAAAAAGGCUCAAGAGGGACCCCCCCCCCACACACACACACACACACCCCCCCCCCCCUGCCCUCCAUGGGGGGUAUGGAUAUUUUCUGGAACUACACAAUUAGUGCAAAGGAAGAUAGAUAGAUAAAUAGAUGCCUUUAUUUAAAAUCAGAAAGGAGUUACCCAGGGUAGUCCAUUCAGGGAGCUUACAAGGAAUACCUGCUAUCAAUAGGAGCCCUGAAUUCACUAACUAGACUAUAAGUAAUAAUAAUAAUAAUAAUAAAACAUGUAAAAGGUAAUAUAACAAAUGAACUAAUAACAAGAUCUUUCAAGAUUAAAGACAUUUAAAAUGACUAUUAAAAACGUACUUCCAUGGUAAUAAAAGGAUCUCUGGGAAGACUUGCAGAGGUGUUAAGGAGGCAAGUUAAGGUUCGAAAUAAAUCAUUUUCUCAAAAAUGCAGUACACCUUUUUUUUUGCUGUUGAUGAAGUUCUGUGGUAGAAUUAUUGAACCACAAGUAAACAGAAUAGAAUCCCAUACGAUAACCUACACAUAGCUACGUGGGUAUUGUCUAGGAAACACAAACAGAACCAUUGCUGUUUAUUGUUUGGCAAACACUUUGUGACUUGUUUUUGUUGUUUUUCUACUAGGAACAAGCAGCAGCUGCUGCAGCUGCUGCUGCUCAUAACCAGCAACCAUAUUCUCUGGGUGAGUGGUGUUCUUCGCUCUUUAAUUAUGUGAACAUACUUCACAAUUUCUGAAAUAAAUGGUGGCCUCUUCAUUCCAAGUUAGCAAGUCUAACAGGCUACAGUUUGGGGUACUUGCCAUUUUAAGUAGUACUUAUUAAUUUUGUUGAUUUUGAAAAGAUGUAUUCGGUUUAUGACUUGGGAGAAUAAAUAAAUUAAUUACCUUGCUGCUCCUCCUGCUAAGGAUAUUGGUGACCGUUGAAGCUCACAAACCAUUGUUUUUAUAAGCUGGUUUUGUUUUUAUUUUGUUUUGUUUUUGCCAAUGCCUACUUGUUUAAAACUUUCCUCAUGAUUUGAUUUGUUAUAAUUCUCUUCUUUAUCAUUUUAGUGAAUCAUUCUACCCUUUUUGCUCUUGUUGUUGUUUUUUUUGCCUCUCUGAAUAAUUCCUGAGGGAAGUCAUUUUGACUCCAGUUUAGAGACUUGAAAUGGUUACAUGUAUCUCAGUACGUGACAUGUAUCUUUUUCACCAUGGUUCUCUGGGAAUCGAGUCUGAGAAUGUCAUGUGCACGUCCAAAUUCCAUUGUGCUUAUUGCACAGCCAUUUUGAUCACUUCUAAUCCUUCAUGCCAUAUAAACAACAAAACAACUCUUUUUUGUGCAAACAAGUGGUUUUGUACUUUUAAUUUUUAAUGGUUCCUUAAACGCUCAUAAAUAUAGAGUGUCACUGUGUUUUUAAAUAAAGGCAGGACAUUUCUAGUUACCAGGAUUGUCUUUGCUUAUUGCAGGAGCACCACCAGCUACAGCACUCCCUCAAUCCUCAGGAACUGCACAGCAAGUUGCAUCACCAAUUCCAGUUCCUAUACAUUUGAAAGAUGACAGACCACACCAGAGGUCACCUGGGUCUCCUGUUAUGUUUACACAGCAGGCCAUGCUCAAGGAUCCUAUCCCACAUCAUCCCUCUCCACAGCUUCCCUCGUUUUCUACACCAGGAUCUAAUUUAGUGUCUUCAAGUCCACUUUCUCAUUCUUCAAAUGCUUCAAGUCCAGUGACUGUUUCCCAGCCCCCAGGUCCUUCAGUCAAUUUGCAGUUAUUAGGAAAGUUUGUGGAUAAAAAUCUUGCUUUGCAUUUGUCAAACUGGCCAACAGAUGUUAUAGACAGACAGGUGAGAGCACUUGAGUGCCUUCAAAAACUGAACAAGUGAAAAGUAUAACAAGUUGCAGAUCAUUGCCAACUUUACCCAAUAUCAAAAGUAAUUGGUCUUAAAUUGCUUAAAGGAAGUCAAUAUUCCAGUUCCUUUUAUAAUACCAUCAUGAAUUUUGUGAUGUCCUUUGUUUGCCACUAUUGCUAUAUACUAAAUGGCGUUGAUCCUUGACAAUAACAGCAACUAAAUGAAAUGUAUGUAAUUUAAAACGGCAGCACGUAGGAGAUUUAUAGUCUCUGUGUUUACAUACAAUUUCCAGUGCAUCCAAAUCGUCUUUUUAGAGUUUAUUUAUUACAAGUGAACACAAGAAUUUAUAGUAAAGCUGAAGAUUUCUCAGACUUUUCAUGAUUAAGUGGAGUGUAUGAUUUUUUAGGAGUGAUACAUGAGAUGUGUUUAUUACAUGGAGGUAACAUUGGAUUUGUCAGAAGUUAGGGACAGAAUUCUAUCUCUUAGGAAUGUGAUGUCAGUUGCAAUGUCACAUCUUGUAUUGUUUUUUUUUUAGCUGCAGAAAAUCUGGGAAGAAAGUACAUGCUUUGCAAAUGACAGUGAUAAAGCCAAAAUAGAACAGAUUCAACUUCAAUCGGAGACAGGUUUUAUGGAAAUGAGACUUGAGACUGCGAGCAGAAGGUGAGUUAUUACAGGCUCUUGGUAGACUUCUUAAAAACCAACAGAAUGUAUGCAGAAUCAAUCAAGUAAACGGCUUGGCUUCCUGGGCCCAGGAAGUUAUCCACUAGAUUUAUCUAGUGGAUAACGCAGUUGGUUUCCCUAAUAUUUAUCCGGUGGAUAGUACUAGCCAGUGUUUGAAGAACUGGGCCCUGGCGGAGGUGAGUGUUUACUGGCCAUUACAUAUUUCCAGGAUAGAACAACAACAAAAACAUAAAUUGCUGUCCUAACCUUAUGUGUAAAGUUAAUUCCCUGGCCCCAGUUGUUCAAAGGCUGGAUAGCACUUUCCAUCGGAUAGAUCUCUAUCCAGUGGAUAGCGGUGUCCUUCUUGGGAAUAACUGGGGCUAGCAGCCUGCUUCUCGAAAGUCCCGAAAGCUUUUUGGGCCUGGAAAGCUGCUUUGUGUUUGCUGUAUUUACAUUCAAGAUUAAAGUUUCGAUAAUUUUGAAAAUAAUGACAUGAAACUAUCAGUUAACGAAGCAAAAUUGACUGGUUUAUUGGCGAGGAACUGUGCUACUAUUUAACAGGUUUGGAUUUUAAAUUUGCCUUCGGACCCAAAAAGUUUUCGGGCCUUUCGAGAAUCUGGCCGGCAGAUGUGAAAGAUGAUGUGAUAUUGUUGUAAAGAAAAAUUUUUCAAGCAUUGGUGUGGAGCUGUGUGUUUAAAAUAAGUUGGAAAAGAGGGCUUUGUUUCAGAUCUUUGUAAUAACUUUUUCUUUGAUCGAUACAAGAAGGUAAAGACUUCAGUGACUCACGUGUGAUGUACCUUUUCUCUGUACAGAAUUUCUUCACUGAAGGGAAUGACAAGGACUUUGGAAACUCUCCUUGCGGAGUCCGAUGCUAAAUUCUUAUCGUAGUCCAUAACAAGAGUAAUUUCAAAUUGUGUACUAAUGGUUGGAAGUUAGCCAAAAUGGUGAAAUAGCAAGGACAAGAUCGUAGGGAACAGUGUCGAUGUUUAUUGGCUUAUUUGUCCAUGAAUGAAAUCCACGGUUUUAAGCCAAACUGCGGUGUAUUCUAUCCUUGCUGUUUUCUCACUGUCCAAAUGGGCUUUGGUUUAGUUAAAGAUAAUAGGUAGUUUUGUAUUUUAAGCUUCCAUUGAAGAAUAGUCUCUCCCACAAUUAUGUGCUGUUGGUGUUGGCAAAGCCAAGUGUCCCAGUUGCGUUGAUAAUUCCUAACCGUCCCAUCCCUCCCAUAAUGCC